Daldinia caldariorum is the source of this 2258-nucleotide messenger RNA. Its product is annotated as MFS general substrate transporter. Gene Ontology annotation, molecular function: transmembrane transporter activity. The record is from RefSeq and is a predicted model, not a curated record. The transcript has 7 exons. Gene Ontology annotation, cellular component: membrane. Gene Ontology annotation, biological process: transmembrane transport. Lineage: Eukaryota; Fungi; Ascomycota; Sordariomycetes; Xylariales; Hypoxylaceae. Bases 422 to 1933 code for a protein of 503 amino acids.
AUUAGUGUUGUGCCAUUUUUAGGGUCAGCAACCGGAGAUUUCUUAAGCCAUAUCGAUAGGUACCUACUUAUAACAAGAUAACAUAUCUAUUCGUCGAAUCAAGUAGUGUAUAGUUUUCUGUAAUAUUGGUAUAGUUACAUCUGAUCAAGGGCUCCCUCCACCUCCCCCGCUCUCCCCACAUCCUAUGAGUCCCGUCAUGGCUUGACCCGGGUGACAUACAGGCGGCAAAUUGCAUUGCCGAGGAGUGGUAGCUUGAAUCUAUUCAAUGUCGGGUUAGGAAGGUAUUACGUGGUUCUUACUGAUAUACAAUUCGGUAGGGCAGUAUAAAUCUAGUUCAUUCUACGGAACGAGCUUACCAGGAGGCGUUUGGGGAGUUUGGUCGUAACCCAGAAGGAAAUCAUAACUACCUAUUAAGAGUGCUAUGGAAAAGUUCAGCGAGGAAGUUGAAUCUCAAGGGAGGAUGGUAACAGAGGCGCCAAGGCACCGCGGCCUUGAUGAAAAUCAGGUUGCCUUGUUUAGACAGUUCUCAGCGGCGAGCCCAGAUUGGCAUCGUAACAUAGCCACGAGGCUCACUCGGAAAGUCGAUCUUCAUCUACUUCCGAUGCUCAUGUUGAUGUAUAUGCUUAACUUCCUGGAUCGAAGCAACCUCUCGCAAGCGCGUCUUGGAACGCUGGAAGACGAUCUUGGCAUGACGGGAACGGACUUCAACCUCGCAACGAGCAUUCUAUUCGUAGGGUACAUUCUCAUGCAGCUUCCAUCAAAUCUCUUAAUAACUCGAGUGACGCCCUCGGUUUAUCUUGCUGUGGCUAUGACGAUAUGGGGAGUUAUAUCUACAGCUCAGGCAGCAACUCGCACGUUUGCCUCUUUAGUCAUAUGUCGAUUUUUUCUUGGAUUUGCGGAAGCGCCAUUCUUCCCUGGUGCGAUAUUCCUGAUGUCAAGUUGGUAUACUCGUCGCGAACUUGCCCUCAGGAUCGCGUGGUUCUACUGUGGUCACUCUGUGGCGAAUGCAUUCGGUGGUCUCUUAGGAGCUGGGGUUCUGGGAAAUUUAAGCGGCGCCCACGGCAUCGCCGGAUGGCGAUGGCUUUUCAUAAUCGAGGGCAGCAUAACAAUCUUUUUCGCCAUCUGUUCAGCCUUCAUUUUGCCAGAUUACCCAGCUACUACAAAAUGGUUAUCUCUUGAAGAACGCGCGUACGCGCAGUGGCGACUCGCCAAGGACGCAGGGGAGGUGGAUGUGGCCGACGCCUCAUCUAUCAAAGAAGGAGUGAUGUUGGCACUGCGUGACCCGCGCCUUUAUCUUUUCACGUUGCUGCAACAUUGCUCUUUAUUGUCGCAGACGUUUCAGUACUUCUUUCCGACUAUCCUCCAGACUUUGGGGUACGGGAACAUCGAAACUCUGCUCCUAACUGCGCCCGUUUGGGCAGUAUGCUUCUUGGUCUCCUUGGUGGUGACGUAUACAUCCGGACGCUUCGCAGACCGCAGCAUUCAUAUUAUAUGCUUAAUUUUGAUUUCUGCGGCAGGUAACAUUAUCGUAGUAGCUACUCUCAACAAUGCGGUCCGUUUCUUUGCCUUAUUCCUUUUGCCAAUGGGUGCCGUUCCUGCUUAUCAGAUCAUCCUUGCUUGGGUGGCUAACAGUUUUCCACGCCCGCUGGUCAAGCGCAGCGCCUGCAUAUCAUUCACCAACAUGGUUGGCAACUCGGCCAACAUAUAUGGUACCUACAUGUAUCCAGCUGUCAACGGGCCUCGAUACCUCGCUGGUGGGGGCGCUACAGCAGCUGAUGCGCUCCUUGUUGCCGUCUUGGCUAUUAUCGUAAGAUUUGUGUUGCAAAGGCAGAAUCGAAAACUGGCCGAGCGCGACACGUUCGAGGCGGGCGAGCUCCGGGCGCAGCCUCGGGAUCCAAUCACUACACCUGUGGGCUUCAGGUAUAUCCUCUAGAACUGCGUAGACUAAUCCGUUAAAGAAUAUUUCAUUGGAUAUUUCAUUCUGUCCGGCAUGCUCAUAUCUUACUGGAACACGGGGACAUGAGUAAUUGUAUACGAGGCUGGGCGUAGACUUACGGCGUAUUCUGGAGUGGUCUAUGUACCUAUUAUUCGUCGCCGAUCUUCUAAUAGAAUUUAUGAUGGCUGGAUUAUAUCAGUUGCGAUUGGAGUGAUAGGUAUGGUCCGCGGGGGCAGUGAACGCUUCUUGACGCCUCAAAUACCACCCUACCACAAACGUUUUCUCAUUGAGCUAUCCGAUAUAUGCUGUCUAACCCAAGUCC